AUGGCGGCUGAGUUGUUGGGAAACUCGUCUACACAAAACAGUCCUUCUUCCGCUGUAGCCGCCUCCACCAAACUUAGCUUUGCGAACUUCAACCAGAACUUCUCCUGCAUCUCUGUCGGCUAUAACGAUGGCUACCGUGUCUACAACUGCGAGCCGUUUGGCCAAUGUUACGAGUACCGCGAUGGAAGCUUUGAAAUCGUGGAGAUGCUCUUCACAUCGUCACUAUUAGCGCUUGUCGGAACAGGCGAACAAGAUGCGCUUUCGCCGCGACGACUAAGAGUAAUCAACACAAAGCGGCAGACCACAAUUUGCGAACUCACUUUUCCGAACACUAUUUUAGCUGUCAAGAUGAACCGCGAGCGGCUGAUUGUCUUACUAGAGACCACCAUUUACAUCUAUGAUAUAAACAAUAUGCGCUUACUACACACAGUGGAAAUCCCCGCCAAUUCUUCUGGAUUGGUGGCUCUUUCCGCUUCAACCGAUCACAAUUAUUUGGCAUAUCCUUCUCCACCGCGAGUGGCGGCCAUCGGAGACGUCAAACAGGGAGUAAAAAAUUCAUCUGGCGGUGGCGUGGGUGAUGGUGGUAUCAGCAUUAGCAGUGGCAACACCGGCGGCAUCAUCAGCGCGGGUAAUGGGAUUUUGGACGUCGGUGGUAGCGGGAGUUCCAUAGUGGAAGCUACGGCCGGUGCUACUGGUAGCGGUGGUAGGGGAAAUAAGGACGGUGUUCACGGGAGGAAUGGGGCCGCCACGUCUCAACUACGCCGCGGAGAUGUGGUGGUGUUCAACUGUGAAACGCUUCAGCCCAUUAGCGUCAUAGAGGGCCAUAAAACAAAGCUCGCGGCCAUUGCUCUUUCGCGCGAUGGAACUUUGUUGGCAACGGCCAGCGACAAGGGAACCAUCAUACGAGUGUUCAGCGUGGAGCGCGGCAUUAAGCUCUACCAGUUCCGUCGGGGAACAUAUCCCACCAAAAUCUACUCGUUGGCGUUCAGUGAGGAUAACCGCUUUGUGGUGGCCAGUUCUGCCACCGAGACUGUACACAUCUUCCGCUUGGGCGAAGAGGAGUUGAUCAAUACGCAGCGCCGCAGAAGCCGCAGAAGGGGGAGCGCUGGGGGUUCAGCUGAAGCGUUCACGCAUCUGACGGGGACCGCAUCCACCAGAUACACUGAAUCCACUGGAUCCGCUGGGUCUGUAUCCGCCGAGUCUGACGGCUCCUCCGACGAUUCAGAAAAUGUUCUUGACGACGACGACUGCAUUGAGGCCUACGAUGUCCUCGAACCCCUACCGGACAGUCUUGAGCGCAAGAAAUCAACCUCUUCGGGAACCUCGUCAGGCAGCUCUAACAGCCUAAAAAUGGAACCUGUUGUAGAUUCGUCGCGGCGGUCCGUGGCGCGAAUGCUACGACGCACGUCUCAGAGUUUGGGCCGCAAGGCGGCGGAGAAAAUGGGCGGAUACCUGCCACCGCGUUUCUCUUCGAUUUUGGAGCCCAACCGCCAUUUUGCAUCCCUCAAAGUUCCCGCCUCCAAAGACACUUCGACAAUCGUUGGAAUUGGAGGCAUGACAGCAAAUUAUUUACGAGAGGACGAUACUAAUUCUGCAGAUGCGGGGGCCGACCUCGCUCAUAAAAAUGCUCUGCUGAUCAUGGUGGUAACAUCGGAGGGCUUUUUCUAUACAUUUGAACUGGAUCCUGAUAGAGGCGGAGACUGCGUUUUACUUAACCAGCGGAGUUUGUUGGAGUGA
This is a messenger RNA of Brettanomyces nanus, 1737 nucleotides long. RefSeq lists its product as uncharacterized. Gene Ontology annotation, biological process: protein localization to phagophore assembly site; autophagy of mitochondrion; protein lipidation. Gene Ontology annotation, cellular component: fungal-type vacuole membrane; extrinsic component of membrane; cytosol. Bases 1 to 1737 code for a protein of 578 amino acids. Gene Ontology annotation, molecular function: protein binding; phosphatidylinositol-3,5-bisphosphate binding; phosphatidylinositol-3-phosphate binding. The record is from RefSeq and is a predicted model, not a curated record. The transcript has a single exon. Lineage: Eukaryota; Fungi; Ascomycota; Pichiomycetes; Pichiales; Pichiaceae.